GGCACCGAGAUCAUCGGGGAGAAAGAAGGAAAGAAAAAAGAAGAGACCGGGAUUUGCUUAUGAAGAGAAGAAGGAGAGCUCAAGGAAUCGAGCAGCAGUAUUCCAAGUGCAGACGAAAGAACGUUAACCCCGUUCCAACAUGCUUUGUUGUUAGCUACGUCUGACUUUGAGUGUUGGUGGCCAGGAACAAGGGUGUUGUUGUUCAGUGUGCACCAAUGUGCGAAAAAGCUCGGUUCAUCGACUGGACUUUCAGAGUGGCCUUGUGGAACAAUUGGGUGUCACUGCACCCAAUCAUUUUUGAGUGCGGCGCCUUCAAAUCAGUAAUCGAUCACUUCAAUUGAGGUUGCCCUCAAAAUUCGUAGAUUCAUUAACAUAUAUACAUAUAUAUCAUCGUCAUCAUCCAUGGGAUAAAUCAUGUUUUCGUUUCACAAGCCCAAAGUGUUUCGAUCCGUGAAUGGUUGUUGCAUUUGCAAAGCCAAAUCAAGCAGCUCAAGAUUUACUGAUAGUCUGAAGUAUGAAGAGUUUUUCGAGAAGUGUUUCGAGCUUCAAGAGGAACGCUCCGGGGAGAUCUGCAAUGCUUGCGUACUCUUGGUGAAGCGAUUCUCCAAGUUGCCCAGUACGUCAACCAGAACAUGGCAGCAUGUUGUGGAUGCCCGGAGUGGUCCCGGCAUUAAAAACAUGGUUCGAAGCAAGAAAAAGUGUGUGGUGAAGAAAGAGACCAAAGAGCUCUCCGACAAGGAGGACACCCCAAUCAAGAAGAAACAUGUGUACAAACGCAGCAAGAAGCAGAGCAAGGAACUGAUCCGGCGGAGGAACCUGAACGUCAGCAUCGACCCCUUCGACAACCCCUUCCUAGACAAGCGUUAUUGGAGAAGAGAGGAGAUCUGUUGUGGUUCCAUAUUCGUUGGUGCCCAAGGAGAGGUGUCCGUUUGUUUGGAAUACUUCAAGCCCUGUGCCGGUUGCAAGCCCAGCCAGGACUUACCCUCGUGUACUAGUAGUACUAGUAGUACGACCAGUUCGACCACGUCAGAGGAUAUGGAAGUCCCGGAUAAUAGUCGCGUCUUGCCCAUGGACGACAAUGAUGCCCUCUACAACCUGGCCAAAACCGCCGAGUCGGUUGAAGAACUCAAGUUAGCAACUGAGGAUGACGAGGGCUUCUUUGACAAGCAAGCGAGUAGUCCUACCUCAACAGACUAUUGUUCAACACCACCCCCAUCUGAGACCCCGCCCCCCUCAGAGUUGGAACCUCUGACUAUUGACGAAGAAGAGGCCGCUCUGGUGACGUAAUAGCCGGAAUGAGGAGUCUUGGAAGCGUUUUAGAGUUUUUUUUCUACUCAGCAGUCUUUUCAACUUUUUAUACAAUUAUCACCUGACGGGAAACUGAAGAUUAGGUCAAUUUUUUAUCAUCAGCAUCAUCAACAUCAACCAUUACAAUUAUACAGUCUGUAACAUCAUCAUCAUCAUUUCAUUCUGAAACUCCAAGAAACCCAAUUGCAAUUAGAUGAAAUCAAGGAAUUCUUACCAAAAAUGCUCAUAUUUGUCGGAAAAUAUGGUUGUGACAUGACUGUUAUUGUUUAAUUAUUAUUUCCGUUUCCAAGAUUUUGUCUCUCCCCCAAAGGGAAAGCCCCCAAAAUCACUUCCAAAACUUUGCCAUUUUGAAAUACUUUUUUAUCCAACGAAAUUUAUGCGAAAAAAAUCAAAACGAACAAAACCUGCCACCCACCAACUCAGCUUUGGCCAUUAAUCUCCCAACGUUUGCAAACACAAAUUACAUUUUUUCAUCUUCAAUUCCCUAAAAGCGGAUAUGAAAGACAACAAAACCACACGUCACUGCCAUAUUAAAAUAAUUAUUGCUACAAUUGCAUCUAAUACCACUACUCUUCUUCUUGCAACAACUCCUACUUGACUGUCCGAUUCACACUAGAAUUGUUAUUGUUCAUUACAAAUAAGUCUCCAAAUCAAUUUGGAAACCUACCGAAAUAAGACUGAUCCAUUGGAACCUCCUUUUUCUCCUCACCCUCAACCCCUUGACUUGACUGCAGUUAUACAAUAGCAAUCAAAAGCAAUGAUUUGUAUUCCUUCAAAUGAUCCUGACACGGACCUUGCAAUAUUUCAGUCGAGACCAAUUCCACUCCAUAGACAGGAGCAUUUCUGAUAGAGAAUGAUGUCUUGAUGAUGUAACUCAGUCCAUUUAUUUUUCCCGACCCCCUUUUGCCCACUCUGAUGAUUAGCCAAGAAUGCUUGUAAUCUUCAAAUUCAUAGCAUAUCAAUUUCAUGCGACAUCAGCGACACUUGCGGCCAAACCAAGAAAUUGAAUUCGUGAUAUUAUCGAAACCGUUUCUUCUCUUUCUCUCUUCUCUCCAUUGAGAAUCCGUGACACAAAGUAAACUUUUCCUCCAGAUCCAUGACAGGAAUAGCAAAUCUAAUGUUUCUAGCUCUCUUUUGUACCCUCCCUUCCCCACUCAAUUCCAGAAGCAACUUGAAAGUUGGAACUAAGUCAGAGAUUUUUAUGAACACCACGUUAUAAGCUCUAUUUUAGAUAGUUUAUAUCUGGGUUGGUAUUGGCAUUUAUGAAUCUCGAAUUCCUUGAUCGUCGUCAAAACUUCCAAAAUUAAAUCUCCAAAAUUCCAACAAACACCAAUUCUCUCGGACAAACAUCUUGUGAUAGUGAAGCUCCAAAGACCUUGACAAUGAAAAAAAAAUGAAAAAAAAAGUACUGAACAUAAUUAGAAAAAGAUUUUUCUCCGAAAAUUCAACCGCCAAUCACGUACAAGAACACGCCCUGAAACGCCUCUAAGUCAGCCUUGACAAACAAAACCACACCCUCCCUCCUUUGCUGUCUUUGGAUAACAAAGGGCAGUUCCUCUCUUUGCCGUAUGGAGCGCUGUUGCCGCUUUUUUGACUCUCAAUUUUGUCCCCUUGUCACACAUUCACACCGUACGCGAGUGUACCCAAGUCAGAAACAUUUGAACGAACCCGCACUCAGAUUUUGGUACUUUUACAACAGAAAAGUAAGGCAUUCCUAUUAAGUGCCUGUUGAAUUCUUCCUCAUUCCCACCAAAUAAUCCACCCUCCUUUGGACCGAAAGGCAGUGCAAUAAAGCACUUGCUACUCCUCCGCUCGAAGACUACAAAGGUGCAGUCUCGAGACCAACUCCUGAACAAAAUGCUUCAAAGUCCGACAGUUUUUGUACAAUUCAAAAAUCCCCUGUUCACAUCUUUACCCAGCCCAAAAUUUUCAAGUAUUUUUACCUACUUCUCUACUCGAACCACACUCACCCACCCACCAAGACCCGUUUCACUUCUCUUUCUCCUCUUGGCCCUUCAUCCCAAUCCCCCCGUAGAACAUUCCAGGCGUCAAUGAAUCCAAUCUAGUGGCAAUAACUCGAUGAUAUCAACCCCCACAUCUGUGUCUCUUACCCGCCCUUGUGAGGGAUGGAGAGUUCUUCUUAGUUCAAUUGGUGGCGAUAUCAAAUAUUGCCCAGUUCUUGAUUUGUCUGCGAAGAUAAAAAGCGCCACAUAAGUUACUGUUUUA
Messenger RNA from Tigriopus californicus, 3534 nucleotides. RefSeq names its product SIN3-HDAC complex-associated factor-like. Bases 415 to 1287 code for a protein of 290 amino acids. The record is from RefSeq and is a predicted model, not a curated record. Gene Ontology annotation, biological process: negative regulation of cell migration. Lineage: Eukaryota; Metazoa; Arthropoda; Copepoda; Harpacticoida; Harpacticidae. The transcript is spliced from 4 exons.